Plectropomus leopardus (leopard coralgrouper) is the source of this 431-nucleotide messenger RNA. The record is from RefSeq and is a predicted model, not a curated record. NCBI's taxonomy places the organism in Eukaryota, Metazoa, Chordata, Actinopteri, Perciformes, Serranidae.
GUGUACCACCUGGCCAGCGUGCGCCUCCGAGAUCUUUGUGCCAAACUGGACAUCUCGUCAGAUCUGAGGAGGAAGAUCUGGACGUGUUUUGAAUAUUCUCUGGUCCACUGCACCGAGCUGAUGAUGGACCGACACCUGGACCAGCUCCUCAUGUGUGCCGUCUACGUCACGGCGAAGGUGACCAAAGAGGACAGAUCCUUCCAGAACAUCAUGAAGUGUUAUCGCACGCAGCCGCAGGCCAGCAGCAACGUAAGAACCUCCGAGUCUCUGACGCACAACGUCUUUACCGUCCAAACCGCCGUUUACAUCGUUUAUAUCACUUACACCCAACCUGCUCCGCCCAGGGGCCACUCAUACAAAAUGACAGGAGGCCAGGGGCCAGGGGCCAGUCAUAUCAGCCCCUUAAGAGUUUCUAGCAAUUUAGGACAUUU